This is a messenger RNA of Mytilinidion resinicola, 2546 nucleotides long. RefSeq names its product HET-domain-containing protein. The record is from RefSeq and is a predicted model, not a curated record. The coding region runs from base 248 to 2521 and encodes 757 amino acids. NCBI's taxonomy places the organism in Eukaryota, Fungi, Ascomycota, Dothideomycetes, Mytilinidiales, Mytilinidiaceae. The transcript has 2 exons.
GACAACGCACAUGCCUUGGGGUAAGAAGCUCUCCCACCAGCCUGCAAAAAUUAGGAUCCCUUCGUACCUUCGUAUUACCAGCCUUCAUCUCAUCUCGAAACCGUCAUCCAAUUGACAGUAACGCUUGCCCAAUCAGGGUCACCCCGCCCAGGGCCACCCGCCACCGCUACUGCGCCACACCAGCGAGAUUUCGGCGCUCAGCCACGUCUGAUAAUCCUAACCAUCAUCCUCCUCCCCAGGGACAGCCAUGGAAACUAUCCGGACGAGUGUCUCGGCUUUUGUCAAUCGCAUUCACGAGCGCGCCGUCACGAACCUUGAGGUGAUGUUCGUAUCAUCUCUGUUCAUCGCAUUCAUCAUCUUUCACCGGCGGAACUAUCGUCAGAGCCAUCGCCAGGAGCCAGCCGUCAUCUACAGACCCCUCAAUGAGCGAAGAAAUGAGAUCCGGGUGCUCUCAUUCGAUCCGCAACCCACGCGCUCCGUCUCGCUUUCACUAGAUGAUCUGGACCGUGAAGGAAAAGAUGUCCGGGGAGCGCCUGCGGGAGACCUACUAGAAUGUACCAUUGAGCAUGUCUCACUGGAUGCCAUGUCUAUAGCUUGGCAAAGACACCAGAAUUCUAGAGAUUCUCUGAGAUGGCAAGAUUCUUUCUCCAGCAUCAUUGAUGACCGCGAUGCGCUCAUCAAUCGACAAUGGUCGGAGCUCCCAAGUUCGUAUUUCGGAGAUUGGAGCUACCUAAACCUCUUUCGCUACGAAUGGGGCGAUUUCGAGUGUUUAUCAUAUACAUGGGGAAACCAAACGACCCGCAAGAAAAUUCGCAUCAAUGGAACCAUUACAGACGUACCAGAAAAUCUUGAAACAGCCCUUCGGCAUCUUCGUGCUCUACCGGAGACUCGUGUUGGCAUGAGAUACUGGGUAGACGCUUUGUGCAUCAAUCAAGACGAUGUUUCGGAGAAGAGCUAUCAAGUGAAGCGUAUGGGAGAGAUAUAUGGCAGAUGUAGAUCCGUCAUCGCCUGGCUUGGUAGACCCGGCCCCUUCAAUACGGACGAGUUAGCUGUGCUUGUCAUGAAAACUAUAUUACGAUAUUGGACAUCAUUCACAACGACUGCUGGCAUAGACAUGGUGCUAAACCGGGAAAUGGCGUUCUGUGACUAUCUGGGAGCCAAUGAAAUAUGGCCUAGCCGCCAAGAGUGGAGUGCUUUCAGUCAUUUUCUCAGCAGGCCGUACUGGAGACGACUCUGGAUCAUACAAGAAUUGGCCUCCAAUCACAAUUCGACCCUCUUUAUAUGUGGACACCACCCCAUUACUAGGAGCAUGAUCCGAGCCGCGGUCUUUCUUGCUAGGUACCGAUCUCAUAUUAUAGACAACAUGUUAGAACCUGGUAUCGGUCUCCGGCAAACCCUCCAGAAGCGCCACUUCUUUAUUAAGUCGCGGCAUGUUGAAGCAUUGACCCUUCUAGUCAGCAACACCAACCUUGCCUCCGGACUGGACACGCUCUUAGAUCUUUGCCAAACUGCUGACUCUUCUGAUCCCAGAGACAAGAUAUAUGGCUUGAUGGGGCUGUUCGACAACGCCAUCUCGAGUCGCGUUAAGCCAGAUUACCGUCUUUCGGAGAGACAAGUCUUCACUCACUUUGCGAAAACCCUGAUCGAAGCCACUAGGCGUCUAGAUCUUUUAUUCUGCUGGUCGGCUCCCACUAUUCCGGACGCUUGGCCAUCUUGGGUGCCCCGAUGGACUCGGGCCCACGACCGCUACCCGUUUGAAUGGCUAAAUGACCGUAGAGCUGUAAAGACCCGGACGUCGGCUUUUUACUCGGCUCGCAUCCUUUUCAAUCGAAUACUAUUCGUCCGGGGAUACUUGAUCGAUACCAUCGACGGUACCGCCAGUUCAGGAUCCGACAGCGACGGUGUCUUGCAACCUCAAGAGCUGGGGAACCUUCACUCCGGCUAUCAUAUCCGGCAUUACAAGACCACCGAUGGUGUAUCUGAUGCGCUUUGUCGAACUCUUCUGAUGAACCACCCACUAUAUAAACCGGCCUUCAACAUCUUAGCCGCUGGUCGGAUGUCGUCGUUACAGACCCAAUACCAGAACGUGAGAACCCUGUCCGAUUCCAUACGAGAAGACACUGAGAUUCACGGUUUCCGUAAAUGGUGCCGUGCCAAUAGAGAAUUUGUAGUCUUUGGAAAGCAACUAAAUGAAUACAUAUCCGGACCGGUGGCCAAUUCUACUGAAGCAACUCCUUCUGUGAACGAUGAUUCGGAGAACAUCAACCUAGUCGUGCUCUCUUUGUCUGGCAGGAGACUCAUCAUCACAGCAACCGGAUACCUAGGCUUAGCUCCUAAAGCUAGUCAAACCGGUGAUAUCAUCGCGACGGUUCUAGGUUGCAGCUUUCCAGUGAUUUUUAGGCCAUGCGGAGAUUUGUAUAGGGUUGUUGGGGAGUGCUACGUUGAUGGUCUUAUGGACGACGAAGCUAUGGAUCUCGCAAUUGAGGGAAAGAUAUCGCAAAGACUCAUUGGCAUCAUCUGAGACCGACAUAGGAUUUAGGACUUUU